Molecule: messenger RNA, 2629 nt
Organism: Salvia miltiorrhiza (redroot sage)
Lineage: Eukaryota; Viridiplantae; Streptophyta; Magnoliopsida; Lamiales; Lamiaceae
Exons: 11
Coding region: 397-2472 (691 amino acids)
Biological process (GO): regulation of stomatal closure; de-etiolation; cellular response to calcium ion
Source: RefSeq, a predicted model, not a curated record
CCAAAAUCUGUCCCCACAAUAGAGAAACGAGUGGCCAAGCAGAUGAAGCAAACACUUUCAGACAAUCCACACAAUUUUCCCACCUCUCAUGUUUGAUUACACGUCAAUUCACUGGAUAAUUCUUUAAAAUCAAACAUAUUUAGAGACAAAAAUAAAAUCCCAUCUCAGAAAACGGUUGAAUUCGCUACAUAAACAGUGUUGUCGUCUCAUUUUCUGUCAGAACCUAUUUCAAGAAUUUUGAUUUGGCGCCGUAACUGUUGAUGGGUUGUUCCAGUAUAGCUUAGUUUAAAUCAAAGAUUACAUCUUUCUGUGUUUGCUGUGGAAUUCUUGAACUGAAAAUGAGGGUUUAGCAAAUUACUAAGGAUUUUGUAUUUGAUUGAGGUGUUUGGUUUGACAAUGUUGCCUGUUUCUUCAGCUAGUACCAGCUGCUCCUGCCAUGGACAGAUUCCUGUCUAUGGAGGUUUGAAAUCUUUUCCGUCACACCCUAAGGCAUUUGAUUGCAGCCAUGCGAAUAAAUCAGUUAAGAAACUUUCGAAUUUCUCUAGGCGAAGAGGCGCUAUGUGUAUUUACUCAGAUUAUGUUGUGAAAGAUGAACAAUGUAGCUCCAUACACACUAUUAAUCAAUCAUUGUAUCAGAGUGGAUGCACCACUCAAUUUGGGGUCAGUGAUGAAAUGAGCGGUUUAGGGCCUAAUUUGGUAUUUGUAGAUAACUCGAGUGAGUCUCAGCUAACGGACUUUAUCAAUAAAGCCGUUGAUAGCACUGAUCUCCAACCAAGUUAUGUCAAUCCAGACCUUCCUAUAUCUGUCAGUGGUGUGACAAUUGAUCCUGCUGUGGCAUCUGAUUCAUUGCUCGUUGAUGUAAACCCGUUGUCUGUCCAAAACACACAACUUUCGGAUAUAGUUGAGGGAGGAGAGGAUGUUUUGAACAAUUCAAUAGAAACCAUCACCUCUUCGCUGAAUGCUGUCCUAACGAGUGCUAGUGAGGCGGUUGAUGGUGUCAUCAAUGACAUCAACACGUUUCUUGCUCAAACUGGAGAAUCAGCUGGUAACAAGCUGAGUGGUGUGUCUAGUGGAUUGAAGGAAGGAUCGGGUGCAGCAGCCUCUGCUGCGCUAGAUGUGUUGAGGCGAACAGUUGUUGUAGUCGAGGAUUUGCUAACUAAGAAUGUUGGGUAUGCUUAUGAUUCUGCAAAGGGAUUUCUCCCUCAAGAAUAUCAAGAUGUGCUUAGAUCAACUGAAGGACGUGUUGCAGAAGUAUUGAGCCCUAUCGGUGCUGCAUUUCAGCAGGUUUACAUUGCGUUGGUGGGAUUUGAAGAAAGAGUCGGAUUGGACCCGAAUGAUCCACUUAUACCAGUUGUUCUUGUAUUUGGGGCUUCAGCCAUUUUGUGGGGUUCGUAUAGAGUGCUGAAAUAUAGUGGAUAUGCUGGAGAUUUAACUCCCGAAUCAGCUAUGGAGCUCUUACGAGGGAAUGACAAUGCUGUGCUUAUUGACAUUCGGCCCGAGAAUCUCAGGGAUAGAGACGGCAUUCCUGAUCUUCGGAGGAGUGCUCGUUUCCGCUAUGCCAGCGUAGGGCUACCCGAGGUUGAUAGCUCCAUCAAAAAGCUGCUGAAGGGAGGAAGAGAUUUGGACGACUCGUUGCUCGCUGUCGUUAUUCGUGACCUCAAAAUUGUUCAAGACAGGUCCAAGGUUUUGGUUAUGGAUGCUGAUGGAUCCCGUUCAAAGAGUAUUGCAAGAUCACUGAGGAAGCUUGGAACUAAGAGACCUUAUCAAGUCCUAGGUGGCUUUGAAUCCUGGGUGAAAGAAGGGUGUCGCGUUAAAGAGCUGAAACCCGAGACUACGCUUACAAUACUCAACGAGGAAGCUGAAGCUAUCUUGGAGGAAAUCAAACCAACCCCAUUGAAACUUGUUGGUUUUGGAGUGGGUGUCGCUGCAGCAGCUUAUUCAGUAUUAGAGUGGGAAACGGCACUGCAAUUCAUUGGUGUUAUCGGCCUCGGACAGGUACGAGAGACAUCAUCCCUAUUUUGUUUGAAUCCGAAGCUAUCUAAAUCUAGCAUCGUUUCUACGUUCAACUAUCCAACAGACUAUAUUCCGACGAAUCGCUUCAUAUCAAGGCGCAGAAGACUUUCAGCAAGAUUUAAGGUUACCAUCUUAACAAUAAAAGCUUCUAUAGAUCGGUUAUACAACAUACACUCGACACGUAAUUUUUGGUUUCUAUACUGUAAAAAAACCUACUACUACCAUAGGUCCCUGCUAGCUCCAGUCACACUCGGGGGUCAAGCAAUUUCAUGGGCUGCCGGGAAGCUGGAGACGAAUCGGAACGGACUCCCAAUGUCGCCCUCAUCGUCGGAAGUCCAAAACCGGGUGCUGCAAGCAGCUGCAAAGCUAGAAUCUCAACCCCCUGACACUGCAGAAACACAAGAUUUGCCUCAAGUUGGAGCCUCUGGCAAUGAGGGAGUAAAUAUAUCUGAAGCAUAGAACUAAAAAUACUUACAUGGAAUAAGUUGGAUUCUGCUUUCCUUUCGUAAGAAAUCAUGUGAACCACGCUUGAUUGCAUCUUUAUAGUUUUUUUGUGAGCAAUGAAGUUUGAUCAAAGGAUAAUAUCGUGCAAGCAAUGUAGUUUUCCUUUCUUUGA